Molecule: messenger RNA, 2124 nt
Organism: Strongylocentrotus purpuratus (purple sea urchin)
Lineage: Eukaryota; Metazoa; Echinodermata; Echinoidea; Camarodonta; Strongylocentrotidae
Product: tripartite motif-containing protein 45-like
Exons: 4
Coding region: 1-2124 (707 amino acids)
Biological process (GO): positive regulation of DNA-templated transcription
Cellular component (GO): nucleoplasm; chromatin
Molecular function (GO): ubiquitin-protein transferase activity; protein binding; zinc ion binding
Source: RefSeq, a predicted model, not a curated record
AUGGCUGAGAAGACUGAGAAAGAGAAACCUACAAGCUCUUCAGAGAACCUGACGUGUCCACUAUGUCUUGAAAUUUUCGACGAGGCAACCAUCCUGACUUCAUGUGGACACACCUUCUGUCGGAAGUGUCUCAAGAACUAUGAUCUGUCCCAUCAGGAUCUUGAUCACAUGAUCUGUCCUCUCUGCAGGGAAAUCACCAAGUUGUCUGCGAACCGUGUUGAUGAUUUCCUCACCAAUGUGACGGUCAACGGACUUGCAGACAAUUACAACGUCAUGUGUGGAGGGGUGAACGCUGUCCUUGAGAUGCGUUCAAAAUGCACUGCUUGCAAGCUUCAGAAAGAUGCCGUCUCAUUCUGCUGUACAUGUAAUAACUACAUUUGUGAUAAGUGUCUAGAGUGUCAUCAAAAUCUUAAAGUCUUUGAAGGUCACGAGAUUUUACCCAUAGAGGACAUCAUCAACGGGAAGGUCAGCAUUGGCCAUCUAUCGGAAAAGUGCUGCAUCCACAAACAAGAGAACAAAGAGAUGUUUUGUAAGGAUUGUAAGGUCCAUGCCUGUUUCAAGUGCGUGAUCGUCGGUCAUCAAAAUCACCACAUCGAGAAUCAGGCUGACUUCGAGCAGAAGUUACGUCUUAAAGUGAAUGACCUUGUCCAGCGAUGUGCCGCUAAGAAGACAGAACUGGAGAAAAACAUUCAGAAUGUCGAAGUACAACGCCAUGAAGUAUACACUGCCGUGCAGAAACUACUGGACGAUGUCAGUCAAGCCUACAGCAUCAAGGCCAAAGAGCUUGAAGAAAAUCAGCAAAGUCUAAUCGAGCAAAUCAAUGCAGUAAAGCGGAGUUUCGAGGACGACCUCAACGUCUUGAAAUCUAAGGAUCGACAGAAAAUCAAGAGUAUUUGUAGUUCAAUAACACUGGUAGCUAAUGACAGACUGGGUCGUCUUGAGACAGACAGUUUGUCUGCUCAUACCUUUCUCUGUGAGGAGCUGGAUGCCAUGCUGAAGGAGGCAACUGAUCACACUUCUGCGGCAGCGAUUACGAAGAAAGCACAGGAGAAGAAGUUCAAGCUUGCAGAUGACACUCGUCUUGACCUCGGGAGCAUCGCAGGAUCAGAUCCCAAGUUGCAAGUCAUUCAGUGUGUAGACCUACGGGGAUGGAUGUAUGGAAUGACCCAGUACUCCGAUGACAGUGUGGCUAUCGGAUAUGGUGGUACACAUGGUAUAGAUAUCAUUGAUUCAGCUGGCAAAAAGGAGCAGUAUGCAAACAUACCAAGUAACAUGCAAUGUUAUGAUCUUGUGUUUCAACAAGACAGGUCGUUAUGCAUAUCGACGGGUAGCAAAGCAGAAAUAUAUUCUCCCAAUGGCUCCAGGAAAUCAACCGUCCACAUGAAAAACAAUGGCUAUGUUCUCAAACUAAACAGAAGUCCAUCAGAUGAAAUCCUCAUCGUUAGCUAUGAGAAGAAAGUAUAUAUCUAUGACCCGACUGGAUCCACCCUCAAACACACUGUUCCAACAAGACACAACGUGACGAGCCAGGUAUCUGGUACCAGGUCGGGUUUGAUCGUCACGAGUUCAUGUAAUCAUACCAAUCAAAGCGUGGUGACGGUCUAUGACAGGGAUGGGAAUGCUGGUAAGUCUCUACAAGCUCAAGACGGUCUCCCCCUGUAUGCUGCCGUGGAUGAGCAGGACAGGGUGUAUGUAGCGAGUGUUGAUCGUAAGAAUGGUAACGUGGUGAUCAGGCUCUAUGACCUUGAUGAUCUAAACCUGAAGGAGAGAGUUGAGUUCAAUGCACUUAAUCUGACGCUUGGUUGGGGCUGGUGUUACUUGGUUUCCCUCUCACCAGACAUGCUCGCGUUUGCUUGUAAGUUCAAGUUACCUCCAAGCAACCUAUCGGACUUCUGGGAUCGACUUCAAGACCACAUCGACCAGAUCCAGGUGUCCUCAUUGAAUCACAGAGGUAUCAUACUGACUGGUGAUUUUAACAUCGAUGUGACGGAUCCUGAUGCACCUGAUGCUGUUAGGCUGUUGUCAAUGUUGGAAGCAGCUGAUCUGUCUCAGGAAGUGAAGUCUGUCACACGCCAGUCAACACUGGAUGUCUAUCUUAGAUCAACGUCGCCCGCCCCGUAUUGA